AUGCUGUGGAUAAUUAGGUGCCUUGCUCUUGUGGCAUCCACACUAGGAUGUGGAGUGCCUGUAAUUAAGCCUCAAGUUAGUGGUUACAACAGGAUUGUGAACGGUGAGAACGCAGUGUCUGGGUCGUGGCCCUGGCAGGUGUCACUUCAGGAGACAUCUGGCUUCCAUUUCUGUGGAGGAUCCCUCAUCAACCAGUACUGGGUCAUCACUGCUGCCCACUGUGGUGUGAGCCCUUCACGUCACCGUGUUAUCCUCGGCGAGUACAAUCGCGCAUCUAAUACUGAGCCUAUUCAGAUCAAAACCAUUGCCAAGGCCAUCACACACCCCUACUACAACAGUUACAACUUCAACAAUGAUAUCACCCUGGUGAAGUUGUCCUCUCCAGCUCAGUUGACCAACCGUGUGUCUCCUGUGUGCUUGGCCUCUUCUAGUACCAAUGUUCCUGCUGGCACACGCUGUGUAACCACUGGCUGGGGCAGAACAGCAUUCACAUGUGAGUCAAGCCCCAAUAUUCUGCAGCAGACUGCCCUGCCCAUACUGAGCAUAGCACAAUGCCAGCAGUACUGGGGCAACAAGAUCUUCGACUCUAUGAUUUGUGCUGGAGCCUCUGGUGUCUCCUCUUGCCAGGGUGAUUCUGGUGGCCCUCUGGUCUGUGAGAAAGGUGGGGUCUGGUAUCAGGUCGGAAUUGUAUCCUGGGGAACAAGCAAUUGCAAUGUGCGCGCCCCUGCUGUUUAUGCCCGAGUUUCGUACCUGCGUAAUUGGAUUGACCAGACUGUUAGCAGGAACUAG
Neoarius graeffei (lesser salmon catfish) is the source of this 789-nucleotide messenger RNA. Its product is annotated as chymotrypsin-like protease CTRL-1. Bases 1 to 789 code for a protein of 262 amino acids. The transcript is spliced from 7 exons. Gene Ontology annotation, molecular function: serine-type endopeptidase activity. Lineage: Eukaryota; Metazoa; Chordata; Actinopteri; Siluriformes; Ariidae. Gene Ontology annotation, biological process: proteolysis. The record is from RefSeq and is a predicted model, not a curated record.